Messenger RNA from Manihot esculenta (cassava), 968 nucleotides. Its product is annotated as heat stress transcription factor B-2a. Gene Ontology annotation, cellular component: nucleus. Lineage: Eukaryota; Viridiplantae; Streptophyta; Magnoliopsida; Malpighiales; Euphorbiaceae. The transcript has 2 exons. Gene Ontology annotation, biological process: regulation of transcription by RNA polymerase II. The record is from RefSeq and is a predicted model, not a curated record. The coding region runs from base 133 to 798 and encodes 221 amino acids. Gene Ontology annotation, molecular function: DNA-binding transcription factor activity; RNA polymerase II cis-regulatory region sequence-specific DNA binding.
GAAAGAACAUUAAAGAAAGAAAACAACCGCCCACCAAUCGAUGCUGCUAGUAGUUUCCAAGACGGAGUCGUAUUAUAAGGAGCAACUAUGCCUUAAAGAACCUUUUAGAUACCAAAAUCUCCAGCCAAAAAAAUGGCAAAAAAUGAUCUAUCAGAGCAUAAUAGAAGCAUAAUAAUAAGCAGGAGAUCUUCAGCUUCAUCAUCUUCAUCAAGCCAGCAAUCUCCAAGAAUAAAGAUCCCUGCUCCUUUUUUAUCAAAGACUUAUGAUUUGUUAGAAGAAAAUGGGGAAGGUUCAUCUUCUUCAUCAGGAGAAGAUUCUGGAGGUGUUAAUGGCAAGAAAAUUGUUUCAUGGAAUGAUGAUGGAACUGGGUUCAUAGUUUGGUCGCCGGCCGAGUUCUCCGAGCUCACCUUGCCUAGAUACUUCAAGCACAACAACUUCUCUAGCUUCAUUCGCCAGCUUAACACCUAUGGAUUCAAGAAAACAUCCUCAAAGUUGUGGGAGUUCAAGCAUGAGAAAUUCCAGAAAGGCAACAGGCAAAUGCUAGUGGAGAUCACCAGGAAGAAAUGCGAACCCAGUAUUUUUCCAGCAUAUUUAAAGGCUUCCAAUGAAGAAAAUGCAUCUGCUGCUGUGGAGGAUAAUGAUCGUUUGCUGCUGUUAGAGGAGAAUAAUAACCUUAAAAGAGAGAACUUGGAACUGCAAAUGCAAUUAACCCAAUUCAAAUCUCUAGAAAUCAAGUUGUUGGAUUUCCUUUCUCAUUACAUGGGAAGCCACCACAAUAAAAUCAGAAGGCUAUUUUAGCUUGGCUUGGAAAAAUUCUAGAAAGAAACCCUAACAAGCAUAGCUUUGCUUUUGUUUUUCUUCAUAUGCAAUUGUAUGUUUGUCUAAGUUCAAACCUUUCACUCCACUAAUUGCUUGGUAUAUAUGUCAAAUUCCUACAUCAAUGUGCAAUCAGUUCUUCUUUUCUCUUC